Messenger RNA from Oncorhynchus nerka (sockeye salmon), 5064 nucleotides. RefSeq names its product translocation protein SEC62-like. Gene Ontology annotation, biological process: post-translational protein targeting to membrane, translocation. The coding region runs from base 36 to 1598 and encodes 520 amino acids. Lineage: Eukaryota; Metazoa; Chordata; Actinopteri; Salmoniformes; Salmonidae. Gene Ontology annotation, cellular component: endoplasmic reticulum membrane; endoplasmic reticulum. The transcript is spliced from 8 exons. The record is from RefSeq and is a predicted model, not a curated record.
AGGACGUAAAGGAUGUGUUGAAUACACCAUUUACCAUGGCAGAGGUGAAAAUGGCAAUAGGUAAGGCUGGGUUAACUUCACCUGGGAAAGAUGAGGUGUGCUAUAUUAUGUUGGCCCAUUUUAGUAAUGAGGCACUGGAUAAGCUAUUGGUGUUGUACAACAGAGUGUGGGAGGAGUGGAAACUACCAGGCAGCUGGAAGGAAGCAGGGGGCAUUUUGCUCUCGCGAUAUUCCCCGUACGUACUACGUGAUUACACGUCAAAGGAGCUGUGUUGGAGAAUCAUGGCGGAGCGCAGGAGGCAUAAGAAACGGAUCCAGGAGGUGAGUGAGCCCACCAAGGAGGAGAAGGCGGUGGCCAAGUACCUCCGCUUCAACUGCCCCACCAAGUCCACCAACAUGAUGGGCCACCGGGUGGACUACUUCAUCGCCUCCAAGGCGGUGGACUGUCUGCUGGACUCCAAGUGGGCCAAAGCCAAGAAGGGAGAGGAGGCAGUGUUCACCACCCGAGACUCUGUGGUGGACUACUGCAACAAGCUGCUGAAGAAGCAAUUCUUCCACCGUGCUCUGAAAGUCAUGAAGAAGAAGCCAGAGAAGGACAUCAAGAAAGACAAGGAGAAAGAAAAAGAGAAGAAGAAGGAUUCCAAGGAUGUAGAGGCUUCAGAUGUAAAGAAGGAGAAAGAGAAGAAGAAGGAUGUAGAGGCUUCAGAUGUAAAGAAGGAGAAAGAGAAGAAGAAGGAUGCAGAGGCUUCAGAUGUAAAGAAGGAAAAAGAGAAGAAGAAGGAUGCAGAGGCUUCAGAUGUAAAGAAGGAAAAGAGUGACGAUAGCCCCGGAACGCCAAAGAAGAAAAAAGACGUGAAGAAGAAAUUCAAACUGGAGCCUCAUGAGGAUCAGCUCUUCUUGGAUGGCAAUGAGGUAUUUGUUUGGAUCUACGACCCAGUCCAUUUUAAAACCUUUGCCAUGGGACUGAUUCUGGUAAUUGCAGUGAUCGCGGCCACUCUCUUCCCGCUGUGGCCGGCUGAGAUGCGUGUGGGUGUGUACUACCUGAGCGUGGCAGCAGGCUGUUUCGUGGCCAGUAUACUGCUGUUGGCUGUUGCUCGCUGCAUCCUGUUUGUGAUCAUCUGGCUGGUGACGGGCGGACGCCACCACUUCUGGUUCCUGCCCAACCUCACGGCUGACGUGGGCUUCAUCGACUCUUUCCGCCCGCUCUACACGCACGAGUACAAGGGCCCGCGGGACUCCAGCAAGAAGAGCCAGGACAAGACUGAGGGCAAGACCAGCGAUGAGAAGGAGGGUGACGGUGAGGAGGAGGAAGAGGAGGAAGGAGAAGAGGGCCCCUUGCCACAGGGGAUGGAAGAAGGCGAGGUGGCGAAGGGGACGGGGACGUCAGCGAGUACCGCUGAGCGCUCUGACACAGACAGCGACCGGCGUGAGGACGAGGGCUCGCAGCACAGCAAUGGAAAUGACUUUGAGAUGAUCACCCGCGAGGAGCUGGAGCAGCACACGGAGGAGGAGGAGGAAGAAGAAGGAGGAGGAGGAGAGGGGGAUGAAGGAGAGCAGGAAGGAGACGGUGAGAGAGAGCCCGUACCUGUUCAAACAUAAACAUUCUAUCACUGCCACCUCCUCCUCCUCCUCCACUCUCGUGCUCCUCCAAGGACAACCUCCCACCUCCUCCAGGUCUUGUCAACCUCGCUGAGGAGACAACUCCAUCUUGCCUGCUCCGAUCUUCCACCAACUAUACAGAUGCCAUGCCUGAGUAUCGACACUGGUGUCAAAUGGCUAUAACAUUGGAAAAGAGAAGCCUUAUUGUGGUUCUAAAAUCCCCAGCUUAUUUAAACUGAGAAAUGCAAACUAACUUAACAGAUGUUUGUCUGAGGAAGUUGUCACGUUAGUACUCCCGACUUUCCCCCUAUUUUUCGGUACUCACGUUAUGCCUGUUAUCCCAUAUCAUUCUAGUUAACUCAUCCACUCUGUGUUGUUUACCAUUGCUACAAUGCUUCCCUUGUAUGUCUCUUGUCAAUUUCCACAGGCGAGGGAAUUGGAGCUAUGGAAUCGUUUUUACUUGGGGAAGUACUGCCAUCUUGUCUACCUACCCCUCAAAUCCAGACUGUUGUUUUAUGAACAACGUGCGAUUUGUACAAUCAUGGUUAGGCUAAGCCCAGUGUUGUGUCCAGUAUCUGCAAAACACAGUAACUAAAUUGAAAUGGGAACCAAAAUAUACACAUUUUCACCAUUUCCCUUUGGUCUAUUGUCACCCAACUGGGCCAAGGUCCUGUACUAGCAGUGGCAUCUGGCCCUCUGUACACAGUUCAACUUGUUUUUUUAUGAGUCUGAUCUCUCCCUCGGCAGCCAUCGGACGUUACGAUUGACCAAUCGUUGGCUACGCCACUAUAACUAAUGUGGAUGGACCAAAAUCCAUAGUUUACCCCACCACAAAGACCUCACUUAUUGGGGGUUUUGCUGAAAUAUGUCUGGCGAGAGAACAAAAGAAUGAAAAAAAAAUGGCGGCGGCAGAUGAAAAUCAUUAACAAUAAACAGCCUUGUGGUUCUUUGCGGUACUUAUUUUCAAUGAGAAAUGUUUGGUUGAUAAUGAUCGGUUCUGUACACAAACACACACACACACACGUAAAACCAGAGCUUAUAAGAGUCAUGUCCAUUACAAGCAGUCGGACAACAAAAAUAAAAACAGGUCAUUUGAGAUGCCACUUUCUAGAAGAAAUGUAUUCUGAGGCCACGCACAUACAGACAGCAAAGAUGGAAUGGAAAACCUGUUCUUAAAGUUUUGUAUUCACCAUUUAGAAUCGGACAUCAAAAUUAAAGUGCCAAACACGUUAAUUGUUGUUACAAUGCAUGCUGUUUUCAUACGGGAACACAUGUCAAAAGUGUCAGCAAGGGAUUUUGGUACAUUUAUUCAUUUUUGUAACGAUUGUGUCAAAUUCCAAACCUUUUUGCACCUUAGAAACGCAGCACAGUAUAGGAGCCAAGACAUUAGUGUGUAGACAUCAAUCCCCUUCUCCCUUCAGUUCUAUCUAAGCCAUGCAAAGCAGGCAAUAUGUCCUGAAGCUUACUAUACUCAUUCUACGAUCGCUUGUAAUAGUAUUGUCAGUUCAACUCGGAUGCCCAUACUUUCAUGAUAGCUUUUGUUGUGUUGCCUUCAUUGGUAUUCUAGUCAUGCUAGCUGACAACGAUGGAGACCCAUGUGAAUGCAUGGGGACUUCAUUGGAAACCAAUGUGUUCGAGGUCCAAUUCUCUGUAGUGUUGCAUUAUGGGGGCUGUGGUCCAAUACUGUCUGUUCGUAAGGUUGCAUUCUUUUUGGCUGGAGUUGUUUUAGAAGCUAGUGAGGACGAUAUUUAAAAACAUAAAGAUGUCAUUUAUAUAAGGAAUUCUAUAUCAAAUAUAUUUUGAAUUGAUAAAUUAUGAGCCCGCUUGGUUCAACUUGAACAGAAUCCUUUUUUGGGGGGGUAUCAACUUAUUUUCAGUAAUGUUUAUUUAGUCUUUUUUCUUUUUUUUUUUUACUAUAAUUUUGACCACCAAUAGGCAUAUUGUCAAGAGUUUAUUGUACUCUCAUUAUUGGGGACUCUCACCAGAAAUGUUUAAUAUUUAAUGUGUGGAUCAGAUGGACUACCUAUUUUUGAUCUAGUUGAUAUUGAUUGAUUAUGUCAUUUAUUUUGUGGUAGAGGAAUGUAUAUAGAAAGCCUAGCUAUGUGGCUACUUACAGCAAGUCCCACAAACAUGUUUGCUUCUUGCCAUAAGUGAAUGAUUAACUUGUGGUUGAGAAACCCGUUAGCAGUGGAUUGCGUAAUAUUUUAUAUUGCUGUUCCACACACAAUGUUCUGGGAAGAAAGUUCACCCCGCUGUGGAAUGGUAGAGCGGAGCUUGUGAGAGCAAGGGAAAGAAGUCACUUGAUGAUUUGGAUAUCCCACACUCUACACAGAUGGACUUAAUGUCUAGACUGAGGAGUAUCUUCCAGACUCAUACCCUUUUCACACAAUCUUGUCAACCCAAACGGUAGUGCUGGCCGGUUCCUGGAACUAUGCUUGGAUGCGUAACCAGGCGAGCGCAGUGCAGCUCGGUGGUCAGUAGUGUGCAUGUCUUGCUUUCCCCGUUCUCAGAGCUUGUUGACCUCAGUAGAUCUCCAGCUUGUUUCUUCAUUGUCGUGUUUCCCUGAACUUUAUUCAACUGUGCGUGGCUCUUGUACAAUUACAAGUGUACUACUUACAACUGCACACUGUGUAGUUGGUCUCUUUUUAGUAUUAUUUUUUUGUGUGUGUUCAUUUUCAAUACUUUUCUGUUUCCUGAUGUCUUUUGGAGAGCAAGAGUGCAUUAGUACAUUCAGUCUGGAAUUCCAGAGUGGCCUCUGGGCGUUGGUAAAUUCAGAGCGUUUUUCAUUCAUCUCGGAGUAUUCAGGAUGCACACUAGACACUCUGACCGAGGAGGGUUGAUCCGAGCGUUCUGACCUCACAACAGUAGUCAAGCACCCAAGCUAACGUUGGCUAGCUUGCUAGCUACUUCCAGACACAAACCCCACUGAAAAUCUCUCGUCCUAGCAGAACUGAUUUAGGCUGUUUUCAUGUUAUCCAGAGCGUUGGUGACUAACUGCUGCUGGAAACAAUUGUAUUACGCUUUUUUUCCUGCCGACGUUUACUGACACCGGCCAUAUUCAACAGGUGUUGAGCGUUCGUAAAUUCAUCAGUUCUGCGCUCUGGCACAGUCAAACGAGAGUGCUCUGAAAUAGGAGGAGAUCGCUAGAGUGAAUUUACGAACGUGCCCCAAGUUGCCAGUAGCUGUAUUAUGAACUAUUUAAUGAAAAUCUCAUUGUUCUUGAGUCUUCUUCUUGCACAGUUACCAGUCGGUUGUAUAUUGUAGUAUUAAUCUAUACUGCUUUAUUCCAUUACAUUUCUGGAAGAAAAAAACGUCGUUUUAUCUGUUAAAUGUCAUUAGUCACUUAGUUGUUCAUAUUUGAAUCAAUAUCAUUGAGGACUGUCUCUUGCAAUAUUUCAAUAUAAUGUCAUUAAUUGAAUGUCUGGAAGUAUAUCUGUAUCUUAUUGCAAUAAAAAUAUAGAAAGCA